Molecule: messenger RNA, 2066 nt
Organism: Cyanistes caeruleus (blue tit)
Lineage: Eukaryota; Metazoa; Chordata; Aves; Passeriformes; Paridae
Product: gap junction beta-6 protein
Biological process (GO): gap junction-mediated intercellular transport; cell-cell signaling
Cellular component (GO): connexin complex
Molecular function (GO): gap junction channel activity
Source: RefSeq, a predicted model, not a curated record
CUUCCCGUCCCUGGCUUCAGCGUCACGGGGAGUGCUCUCAACCCUGCGAACAGUUUUGUUUGGGAAUGCUGGUGUCUCUGUUGGUUACGUGUUUAACUUACAGCGAAAUCUUUAUUCGUCUCCCAGCAGCUCUCUGUAAGCGCGUUAUGUGAAGUACGUACGGCCACUAAGCAAAAUCAAGGCUCCUGCAAUUACAGGUAAUUUGCGACACGCCUACAGAUGUGAAGAGAGCUGCGGGAAGGUCAGAGGAUUGAAACAAGACAAUGGAUUGGGGAGCUCUGCAUACCAUUUUGGGAGGUGUAAAUAAGCACUCCACCAGUAUCGGGAAGAUAUGGCUCACAGUCCUCUUCAUCUUCCGUAUCAUGAUCCUGGUUGUGGCUGCAGAGAGAGUCUGGGGAGAUGAGCAAGAUGACUUUGUCUGCAACACGCUUCAGCCUGGCUGCAGAAAUGUUUGCUAUGAUCACUUUUUCCCCAUCUCUCACAUCAGACUCUGGGCCCUGCAGCUGAUCUUUGUCUCCACACCUGCGCUGCUGGUGGCCAUGCAUGUGGCUUACAGGAGGCAUGAGAAGAAAAGGCAGUUCAGAAAAGGAGACCAGAAAUGUGAAUUCAAGGACAUAGAGGAAAUCAGGAAACAGAGGUUUCGUAUUGAGGGCUCCUUGUGGUGGACGUACACCAGCAGCAUCUUUUUCAGACUGAUCUUCGAAGCCGUCUUCAUGUACGCGUUUUAUUUCAUGUACGAUGGGUUCCGAAUGCCUCGCUUAAUGAAGUGUAAUGCCUGGCCCUGCCCCAACACUGUAGACUGCUUUGUUUCCCGACCUACUGAAAAGACGGUGUUCACCAUUUUCAUGAUUGCCGUGUCCAGCAUUUGCAUUCUUUUAAAUGUGGCUGAAUUGUGUUACUUACUGACAAAGUUUUUCCUCAGAAGGUCUAAAAAAGCUGGAAAUUCAAAACAGCAACCCAACCAUGAGAAUAAGGAAGAAACCAAACAAAAUGAAAUGAAUGAGUUAAUAUCUGAUAGCUGCCAGAAUACAGUUAUAGGGUUUUCAAGUAGCUAAGGUGGUGUCAAUGCUGAUGUUCACUCUUUUUGGAGUGAAUGUUUUAUUUAAAGGCUGCAAAUGAAAUUUGUUGUAAGAAACAAAGUUGGGUGAGAUUUUGAUGCAUAGUGUCAGAUGUCGAGUAUGUACAUGUCUGGGAAAGUCAGGGCAGCCAGCCUAAGCAUGUGAAACUUGUGUGAGGAUUAAAUAGGAAGAUGCACUUUCCUAUGAGUACCCUUACAAGCUGACUAUGACAAGUGGGAAAGCCCACUGCUACCUUCAUGCUGACACAGCCCCUGAAAACUAAAUGCAACAGCAAUAAGAACAAAACUCUUUCCAAGCUAGGUAUUGUAGUAUUACAAGAUGUUUUGUAAUAGCGAUAGUUUUUACUUGUGAACUGAUGAUUAAAAUAUUUUUCUAAAAUCUAAGAUUCCAUAUGUUACUUAAGGUGUUAUAGUACACAACUGACUCUGUUUUAUUUCUUAACCAGGCAUAUGCAGACAAACCCUGUAAUAUCAUAUUCAUAGAGAAGAGACAGUAAUAGGCUACAUACAUCUUCACAGCUUUGCAAGUGCUGCUUGAGUGGGCAGGUAGCUGGAGGCGCUUGCAUACGUGCUGCUGGCUGUAGGGGAAUUGUAUGAAAGCCCACCAGUGUGGAUAAUUGAGGUAGCUAGAUUCUGAGUGCAAACUCAUGCCUAAAACCAGCACAAGAAUAUAGUUACAGCCUGUGUAGGCUUUUUUAAACAUCUAGCAGACCUGGUAAUCUUACCAAUCUCUUCAUUGCAUACUGCCAGUUUUAUAGCAACUUACUUGAGUUUAUGUAGAUGUUUAUUUCUCCAAUGUAUUAGCUGUAUUUGUUUCUUUAUACUGUAUCACAUCAUGGAACUUUUUUGGUUUUGAUUUGUUUGCUUUUUUUGUAGUAGACUGAUGGUGCUGUUACGAGACUAGAGUCUGUCUGGUUUCAAGGACAUGGAAAAGUAUUACUGGAAAUGGAGCAAGUCUUCUGAAUAAAAGGCAAACACUUUAACUGUU